This is a messenger RNA of Magnolia sinica, 1770 nucleotides long. RefSeq lists its product as uncharacterized. NCBI's taxonomy places the organism in Eukaryota, Viridiplantae, Streptophyta, Magnoliopsida, Magnoliales, Magnoliaceae. The record is from RefSeq and is a predicted model, not a curated record. The transcript has 2 exons. Gene Ontology annotation, molecular function: zinc ion binding; nucleic acid binding. The coding region runs from base 95 to 1378 and encodes 427 amino acids.
UAAUAUUGGUAAUCAACCUAGGGCACAGGCGACCAUUCCGCCUAGGCCUAGGGAGGACAAGGGCAAAGGGUUUCUUGGUGCCGGUCCUAGUAACAUGAGCCAAGUGAGGUGCUAUGAGUGUGGCAACCUUGGCCACAUGUCUAAUCAGUGUCCUACGAAGAGCCGUGGGAGAGCCUUAGUUAUAGGGGAGUCCCACGAGGGUGGAGAUGACCAGGGUGAUUAUGAAGUUGAAGAGUAUCACCCUGAAGGAGGACUUACUGAUGAAGAAGUGGAUGGAGAAGCAACGCUUGCAGUAGUCAGGCGUGUGUUAGCUCAGUCUAGAAGUAGUGCUGACUGGCGUCGAAGCACUAUCUUCUACACUAUUGCCAAGUGUGGUGAAAAGAAUUGUAAGGUGAUAGUGGACAGUGGAAGUUGUCAGAAUGUGAUUUCCACUAGCACCUUAGAUCGCUUAAAACUGAAAUCCACACCUCAUCCAGACCCGUAUAAAGUUUCUUGGGUUGACAAGACAUCCCUACCUGUCACCCAGCAAUGUCUAGUCCCCAUUGAGUUUGGGUCAUACAAAGAGUCCCUGUGGUGUGAUGUUUUACCUAUGGAUGUGGGACAUGUUAUCCUAGGUAGACCGUGGCUAUUCGAUAAUGAUGUCACGAUCUUUGGCCGUUCGAAUGCGUGUACUUUUAUGUAUAAUGGUAAAAAGAUCAAACUUAAUCCCAUGCCACCUGAGAAUACACUAGGGAAGAAGAAGGAUGAGAAGGCAAGUGAGCCUAGAGAAAUGGGGAAAUCCAAACCUAAGUCUUUACAUAUAAUCAGCGCAAGAGAGUUUGAAAAAGAGGCUAAGGAGGAUUCUAUGGUGUAUGCCCUUGUGGCUAGAGAAAUUACACCUGAGGUUCCAUCAGAGUUGCCCUGUGAGGUGACCUCGGUCCUGAAGGAAUACAGUGAUGUAUUUCCUGAAGACUUACCGAAUGAGUUGCCACCUAUGAGGGACAUACAACAUGCCAUUGAUCUUGUCCCAGGGUCUACUUUACUGAACCUUCCUCACUACAGGAUGAACCCUGCAGCGCAUGCAGAGUUGAAGAAGCAAAUUGAUGAGCUUCUGCAAAAGGGUUUCAUCCAAGAGAGUAUGAGCCCGUGUGCCGUGCCUGCAUUGUUGACGCCAAAGAAAGACGGCACGUGGCGCAUGUGUGUGGACAGCCGUGCCAUAAAUAAAAUUACUGUCAAGUAUAGGUUCCCUAUACCUAGACUUGAUGAUAUGCUUGACAUGAUGGCCAGGUCUACUAUAUUCUCUAAGAUAGACCUCAAGAGUGGAUAUCACCAAAUUCGUAUACGCCCAGGAGAUGAGUGGAAGACGGCGUUUAAGACGAAAGAUGGGCUAUAUGAGUAGUUGGCUCCGUGGCAGGACAUUAGUAUAGACUUCGUGCUCGGGCUUCCCAAGACUAUAAAAAAGCACAAUUCCGUUUUUGUCGUUGUGGACUGUUUUUCUAAAAUGGCGCAUUUCCUCCCAUGUUCGAAGACGUCAGAUGCGUCUCAUGUUGCUCGUAUCUUUUUUGAUGGUGUGGUGCGUCUCCAUGGGUUACCUAAAACUAUAGUGUCUGAUCGUGAUGUUCAAUUUACUAGCUAUUUUUGGAAGACACUGUGGCACAUUAUGGGAACUCGUUUGCAAUUUUCUACUGCUUACCACCCACAAACAGAUGGUCAAACUGAAGUGGUAAACCGUAGCCUUGGAAAUCUUCUACGUUGUCUAGUGGGUGAACAUGUUAAGACUUGGGACCUAAU